GUGGCUGCAAGAAGAUAGCUUGGUGCUUGGGAACUAAAGGUCAGAAUUGCCUCCCAUCAGGUAUGGGCUCCAUGGCUAUCUCUGGGACACUGAGGGCAGCCACACCCCCAUAUUGUCCAUUCACAAUGAGCCUUACAGAUGACUUGGGGUUCUGGGACAUCUGUGUUCUUCUGUCUCAUCUAAGUUUGGCCAUUGGUGAGAACAGGGCUUGAUUUUGAUUUAUGGUGGUGUCACUGUGGUUUCAUUCCUGCCCACCGUACCCACUGUGCACAGUGGAGCCUUCCUGCCCCUGGCCCUGCCCCCUCCCUAGUCUCAUUCAGGUGACCCAGGGGGUUUCUAGAGAUGGGGCAUCUGAACUAAAACCUGACUGUAGAUAAGGUCUGUAGGUGGGCAAGAGCCAGUGUGUCUGAGGCUGAGACCCGAGUGAAUCUGGCUAUAGAAUGGGAAGUCCUGACAUGGCAGGACAUCAGUGAGAAGCAGGAGGGGAAGGGCCCCGGGGUGAUGCUGGCCUGAAUCUGUAAGACACAUUGUCACAAUCCCAGAUUGCCUCAGUAGAGGCCCCAGCACUGACAGUCAAUUGCCAAGCUGCUAAUCUCACAUCUGUCCCUGGAAUUGGAGCUGGACUGGCUGGAAGGUUUCUCAGAGAGCAUCCUCUCUGUGGCACCUCAGUCAUGCACAUCCCAGCAGCAACACUUCUCAACACCGCAGUGUCCUAGCACUCAUAGCAUCUGCCUAGUACCCACUGGGUGCCAGCACUACUGUUUCCCCAGUACCUCUGUGCUUAGGCACCACCAUAUCCCAACACCUCUGCCCAGAACUACCAUGCCCUUGGUACCCAUUGUGCCCCACCAUGCUUCUAGCACCUACUUUGGCAAGCUUGGGUGCUGCUUGGCUAGUCUGCUCAGGAAUUGGAGAGGAGAUCCCAAGACAGCUAGAGCCCUGGGUGCCACUCCAGUUUGCCUAGGCCCCCCAGUGCUUGGCUGGAGCCACAGAGAUGCCCUCUCUGUAUAGCCUGCCCAACUCAAGACAUGCAGAGGAUGCCCACAGGUAACCGGACUGGGAAAGCCGACUGGGGGAGGUAUCCAGGCUUUCUGGUAAGGAUACAGUUCUCAGGGUCACAGCACUUGGCCCAGGAGCAACGCUCUCCUCUCUUUAGUUGUUAUGUGGCAAUGGGUAGAGGAGAUACCCUCCACCCUGUGUUGACAUCUGUGUAAUAGGGACAGUAUUGUCCCCACCAUGAGUCAGUAGCUGGCUGGGAAGAACUGGAACUCUCAGGUCCCUGCAUGCAACAGGUCCAGUAAAGGUCUCACGGACAGGAGUGGCCAGCAGUACAGCCAUGCAACUGUGCCUGGGAGGCCUGGCUCUGUCCAGCCCAAGUCACACUGGAAGACUUCCUGGAAGAGGCUGAGACUAGAGGGUGGUGUCGGGCCUAGGAGCAGUAUAGCCUUUGCCAGAGAACAACAGCUGCCCCCGCAGAGCAGGCAGAGCUGGGGCAGCAGGGUGGCGCCAUGGCCAUCCUAACGGGAUGCACGUGGGAGGCAGGGUUAAUCAUUAUCGUGUAACCUUGACCCCACCUGCCCUGGCCACAUUCCCUGGCUACUCUGCUCCUGCUACACCUCGCGCCAGCUCAGGAGGAGCCAUGGGGCAACGGGCCUGGUUCCGGAGCCUCUGUUCCUUACCCAGGCCAUGUCCCUUCCUGCUGCUCCUGCUGCUGCUGGCGGUGCCUCGGAGGGCCCAGCCCCAGGCUGGCAGGAACCACACAGAGCCCCCAGGACCUAAUGUUACAGCCACCCCCAUGAUCCCCACGAUCCCUGCGACCCCUGGGAACUUCAGCACCUCAACAGAAACUGCUCCAGAGGCAGAGGCAGAGACUGAGGGACCCCAAAGUGAGAGGUCCCUUCCUCCCUCCAGCAGCAGCAGCCCCCUUGGGGGCCAAGUGCUCACCGAGUCCGGGCAGCCAUGCAGGUUUCCUUUCCGCUAUGGUGGCCGCAUGCUGCACUCCUGUACCUCUGAGGGAAGUGCCUACAAGAAGUGGUGUGCCACAACACACAACUAUGACCGAGACCGGGCCUGGGACUACUGUGCAGAGGCCACGCUGCCUGUGGAAGGCCCAGCUGCCCCAGAUCCUUGUGCCUCUGGGCCCUGCCUCAAUGGGGGCACAUGCUCCAGCACCCAUGACCAUGUGUCCUACCACUGCUCGUGCCCGCUGGCCUUUACAGGCACGGACUGUGGCACAGAGAAGUGCUUUGAUGCAACACGCUACGAGUAUUUUGAGGUGGACGACCACUGGGUCCAUGUGAGCGAGGGACAUGUGGAGCAGUGCAGCUGUAUCGAGGGCCAGGCCCGGUGUGAAGACACCCACCACACAGCUUGUCUGAGCAACCCGUGUCUGAAUGGAGGCACCUGCCACCUGAUUGUGGGCACAGGGACCAGCGUCUGCACCUGCCCGUCAGGCUAUGCUGGGCGAUUCUGCAACAUCGUUCCCACUGAGCGCUGCUUCCUGGGAAAUGGUACAGACUACCGUGGCGUGGCCAGCACCUCCGCCUCAGGCCUGAGCUGCCUGGCCUGGAAUUCUGACCUGCUCUACCAGGAGCUGCAUGUGGACUCAGUGGGUGCUGCUGCCCUGCUUGGCCUGGGCCCUCACGCUUACUGCCGGAACCCAGACAAGGACGAGAGGCCUUGGUGCUAUGUGGUGAAGGACAACGCACUGUCGUGGGAGUAUUGCCGCCUGGCAGCCUGUGAAUCCCUGGCCAGAGUCUAUUCCCGAACCCCGGAGGUCCUAGUGACCCUGCCUGAGUCAGCCCCAGCGGCACGUCCGGCCUGUGGCAAGAGGCACAAGAAGAGGACCUUCUUGAGGCCACGCAUCAUCGGUGGCUCGUCGUCUUUGCCUGGCUCACACCCCUGGCUGGCUGCCAUCUACAUUGGGGAUGGCUUCUGCGCUGGGAGCCUUGUCCACACCUGCUGGGUGGUGUCUGCAGCCCACUGCUUCUCCAACAGCCCCCCCAGGGACAGCAUCACAGUGGUACUGGGUCAGCACUUCUUCAACCGCACAACGGAUGUGACACAGACAUUUGCCAUUGAGAAGUAUGUUCCCUACACCCUGUACUCGGUGUUCAACCCCAACGACCAUGACCUUGUCUUGAUCCGGCUGAAGAAGAAGGGAGAGCGCUGCGCUAUCCGCUCCCAGUUUGUUCAGCCCAUCUGCCUGCCUGAGGCGGGCGGCUCCUUCCCUACUGGACACAAGUGUCAGAUCGCGGGCUGGGGUCACGUGGAUGAGAAUGUGAGCGGCUAUUCCAGCUCCCUGAGGGAGGCACUGGUCCCCCUCGUUGCUGACCACAAGUGCAGCAGCCCUGAGGUGUAUGGUGCAGACAUCAGCCCCAACAUGCUCUGUGCCGGUUACUUCGAUUGCAAGUCCGAUGCCUGCCAGGGGGACUCAGGCGGGCCCUUGGUCUGUGAGAAGAACGGUGUGGCUUACCUGUAUGGUAUCAUCAGCUGGGGCGACGGCUGUGGGCGGCUCAACAAGCCGGGAGUCUACACCCGUGUGGCCAAUUACGUGGACUGGAUCAACGACCGCAUCCGACCGCCCAAGCGACCCGCGGCUACCUCCUGAACCCCGGCCCUCAACGAGGAGAUGCUCAUAAUUCCCUUUCUACUACCAACAAUAAAAAUGUU
Apodemus sylvaticus (European woodmouse) is the source of this 3672-nucleotide messenger RNA. RefSeq names its product HGF activator (gene Hgfac). The transcript is spliced from 14 exons. The coding region runs from base 1526 to 3610 and encodes 694 amino acids. Gene Ontology annotation, cellular component: extracellular region; rough endoplasmic reticulum. Gene Ontology annotation, molecular function: serine-type endopeptidase activity. Gene Ontology annotation, biological process: zymogen activation; blood coagulation. Lineage: Eukaryota; Metazoa; Chordata; Mammalia; Rodentia; Muridae. The record is from RefSeq and is a predicted model, not a curated record.